AUGUCUUCCAAACUCCACCAGGCGCCUCCCUUCAGGGCCGAGCACAUGGGCUCACUCCUCCGUCCCCAGAAGCUCCUUGACAUUCGCGAGGGCAAGAUCCGCGACCAGGGCCUGUCCGAAGAGGAAGCCGGCCUCCCGGCCGUUGAGAAGGAGUCUGUCGCCGAGGUGGUGCAACUGCAGCGCGACCUGGGCAUCAAGGGCGUCACCUCGGGCGAGUUCAACCGCACGCGCUUCUGGGGGCUCAUGUGGGACGAGUUCGAGGGCACCACCCGCCUGCAGGAUGCCGAAGCCAGCAUGUUCCGCCUGUACCACCCGGACGUCGUGAGCCUUAUUGAGAAGGACCGCAAGGUCAUGCCCGGGGACUCGGUCAUCGCCGGCGGCAAGCUGUCCCACUCCCCCGAGAAGUCCAAGUCCAACCUGCACGAGCUUCGUCUGGUGCAGGCGGCGCUUCCCAAGGAGGAGUGGAAGAACAUCAAGCUGACCAUGAUCACGCCCGCCUGGUUCCACAUGCGCUACAAGCAGGGCCGGGCCUACACCAAGGACGCCUACGCCAACGAUGCCGACUACUUCAGCGACGUCGCCAAGGUCUACCAGGCCGAGCUUCAGCAGCUCUACGACGCUGGUCUGCGGAACGUCCAGUUCGAUGACCCCGGAAUGGCAUACUUCUGCUCUCAAAAGUUCCGCCAGGGUUGGGAAGAAGACAAGGACAACGACGGCACCGUUGAGGACCUCCUCGACGCCUACAUCAAGCUCUACAACGACACCGUCAGCAAGCUGCCCGAGGACAUGCACACGGGCAUCCACCUCUGCCGCGGCAACUUCAUCGGCGGCCGCCACUUCGCCGAGGGCUCCUACGACAUCAUCGCCAAGAAGCUCUUCCAGAACCUGAACGUCAACACCUUCUACCUCGAGUACGACACCGAGCGCUCGGGCGGCUUCGAGCCGCUGCAGUUCCUCCCCAAGAACAAGAAUGUCGUCGUCGGCAUCAUCAGCACCAAGGUCUCCAAGCUGGAGGACAAGGAGGAAAUGAAGGCCCGCGUCCUCAAGGCGGCCGAGUUCGUCGCCAAGGGCAGCGGUGAGACCAAGGAGGAGGCCCUGAAGCGCAUCUGCGUGUCCCCCCAGUGCGGUUUCAGCACCCACGAGAGCGGAUACCCGUUGAGUCUGGAGGACGAGAAGAACAAACUCUCUCUCAUUAGGGACAUUGCUGAUGAAAUCUGGGGCGAGGCGUGA
Messenger RNA from Colletotrichum higginsianum IMI 349063, 1230 nucleotides. RefSeq names its product 5-methyltetrahydropteroyltriglutamate-homocysteine methyltransferase. The coding region runs from base 1 to 1230 and encodes 409 amino acids. The record is from RefSeq and is a predicted model, not a curated record. The transcript is spliced from 2 exons. Gene Ontology annotation, molecular function: zinc ion binding; 5-methyltetrahydropteroyltriglutamate-homocysteine S-methyltransferase activity. NCBI's taxonomy places the organism in Eukaryota, Fungi, Ascomycota, Sordariomycetes, Glomerellales, Glomerellaceae.